UUCGAUUCUGGCUUGAGGACGCCGAAACUGGCCGAACGUCCAACAGGUCGGCCUGUACCACAUCAGGGGAGGCUGGAGGUGGUGGGAAAUGAGGGGCGAAACGGCAGAGCGGGCGGGCAGGCCAAAUGCCUCGGUUGGGUAGAAAUACCACAUGUUGGCAUCCGGUUUGAAGAGGCGAGUGACAGGGAUUCGUAA
Messenger RNA from Protopolystoma xenopodis, 195 nucleotides. The record is from the annotation of a GenBank genome assembly. NCBI's taxonomy places the organism in Eukaryota, Metazoa, Platyhelminthes, Monogenea, Polystomatidea, Polystomatidae.